Messenger RNA from Brienomyrus brachyistius, 2971 nucleotides. RefSeq names its product lysophosphatidylcholine acyltransferase 4 (gene lpcat4). Bases 1068 to 2567 code for a protein of 499 amino acids. Gene Ontology annotation, molecular function: 1-acylglycerophosphocholine O-acyltransferase activity; calcium ion binding. Lineage: Eukaryota; Metazoa; Chordata; Actinopteri; Osteoglossiformes; Mormyridae. Gene Ontology annotation, cellular component: endoplasmic reticulum. Gene Ontology annotation, biological process: phosphatidylcholine acyl-chain remodeling. The transcript is spliced from 13 exons. The record is from RefSeq and is a predicted model, not a curated record.
UCUGUUAAAGUCAGGCAAGUCGGACUGGAUUGGGCGUUUUGUACGCAUUCCUGAAACAAUGUAGAUAGUAACGCAAGGUACUUUGUUUACGGAGGGCGUCUUUAUUUUUAGCGUCCCUGGGAAUGUUGUUAGGUAUUAUUAUAAUUCUGUCCCCCCCCCCGUUGAGUGAAACCGAUAGAAGACAGGGCACCUUACUCAACCGCUCCGACAAGACAAUUAAAAGGAAACGCGAAAACCAGAAUGACAAACUUAUUCAGCUGUUCGAGAACACAAACAGGAAUAAAAAAAAUAUGGAUGUUAAAGGUUAUUAGAUAAACAAUAAGAAAAUUGAAUAAGACAGGACGGACUUUUCUUUUAUCUCUUCAUGUCUAGACUAAUAUUAGAGCAUCUUGUACAUGGAAUGUGAGCGGACAUUCAAUGGUACCUUACGCCGAAAGGUGGGCGGCACGAUCCGGGUGUCUAACUCACACAGACGCCCGUCAGUAAUUGCGCGAACGGGCGCUGGGAGGCCACACGUGGCUGAGUACCGGCCCAACUCGUUUUUAUAGAAAUGGGCUGACAGGGAAUGUUUAAAUAAAGGGGACGGGGCUCUUUUCGGCAUUUAUGGACGCUAAUUGCCGGAUUUGGACCUGGCAAAGCACCGAGUCCAUGGCUACUAUAAUUCUGAGGUUUUGGAAACGAGUUAUCUAGAAGAGCGCAUGUAACUUAUCUGAUAUGUAUUUUUAUUUUGUAUUUUCUAUGUAAAUGAUUUUUUUUCUACAGUGUUGUGUAGUUUUGAAUCAUGCUGUCCGUUUUUGUAAUUUUUAGAUUAGUAUAAACAAAUUUAGUACAUUCCAUGAGUGAAUUGAUGCGAACGUUUGUUUUUCUUCGAGCACCACCGUUUUUAACGAUAAGAGCAGCUAGUAUUUGGACUUCACGCAGUUUGUUUCGCUUAUCCGACUGAGAGUCGCCCUGGACUGGAUACUGAUUAAAAAAAAAAACUAGACAGAUCCACGAACAUACUAGAAUCUCAAAGUUACUGGCAUCCCAGUGAAGUUUAUGCUCCUGUGAAAGAUUGGAGGACUGCUAUGGAGAGAUACCCUCACCCGUUUGUGCAUGAAGUACAACUGACCAGCGCGCAGAGAAUCAGGGGGGUGCUGCUGGGGGCAGUGCUUUUCCCUACACGUAUUGCCUUGGCUGCCCUGUUCUUCCUGCUCAUGUGGCCUUUCGCCAAACUACGAUUAGCUGGCCUGUCGGCAAAGGAGCGCGCCCAGCCGGUGCAAGGCUGGAGGCGCUGGCUGCUGCACCCCAUUAUCCUGCUGCUCAGCCGAGCCGUCUUCUUCUCCCUUGGCUUUUUUUGGAUCAGGAUCAAGGGUCGCAGGGCGGAGCCCCGGGAGGCUCCCUUAUUGGCUGUGGCCCCCCACAGCAGCUUCCUGGACAUAUUGAUACUCUGUCCGACUGCACUGCCCACUGUAGUGUCGCGUUCGGAGAACAGCAGCCUGCCCAUAAUUGGAGCGCUACUGGAGUUCAACCAGUCGCUUCUGGUGAGUAGGAAGGACCCCGAAUCCAGGAGACAAUGUGCAGCUCGGCUGAAGGAGAGGCUGACCUCGAAUGGCUGCUGGCCUCAGAUGCUGUUAUUCCCAGAAGGCACUACGACCAAUGGCCAAGCACUCAUCAAGUUCAAACCUGGGGCCUUCAUGGCAGGAGUUCCUGUGCAACCAGUACUGCUGAGCUACCCUAACAAACUGAAUACUGUGUGCUGGACCUGGAAGGGGACAGACUGGGUGGAGGUGCUGUGGCACACUUUAUCUCAACUGUAUACCAACAUCACCGUGGAGUACCUCCCAGUCUACACUCCAUCUCAGGAGGAGAAAGCAAACCCCACCCUCUAUGCUGCCAACGUACAGAAACUCAUGGCUGAGAAGUUGGGGAUCCCAGCCACUGAUUACGUGUUGGAGGGCAAGAUUCCAGUCCAGAGGCUGGGGUGUUUGUCCCUCCCUGUGGAAGCUCCAGGCAGAGAGACUCUAAACCUUCUACAGCGUGCAGGUCUUAGCACAUCCAGUGUGGAGAGCGCGCUGAGAAGGAUGAUGGAUCGCUGUCAGUCAGGCCCGGAAAGUUGUAUCGGCGCAGAAGAGCUCGGCCAGCUGCUGCAGCUGAAAGACAAGCAGAGAGCUGUGGACAUCUUUGGCCUCUAUUCAAAGGAAGGCCGGAUGGAUCUGAGACAGCUGUGCCUGAGUGUGGCCGCAGUCUCAGGUCUCUGGAGCCUGGAUUCCCUCAUUCGGAUUGCUUUCACUCUCUUUGAUGGGGACAGCAAAGGCAGCCUAACUUCUGCGGAGCUGAAAAACCUGCUGGAGGCACUCGUGGGUUUCUCACAGAACAACACGGAAGAGCUUUACUCGGGGAUAUCCAGCAGGGGGCAGCCAACACAAGAGGACCUGAGGACACUGCUGACAGACCAUCCCACUUAUCAGAAAUUGUUUAGGGAGUAUCUGAAACAUGUGGAUGUGUCAGGCCAUGGUAAGUUAGGAAAUGGCAUGAAAGAGCUGGUCAUCAAUGGAUCAGCUACAUCCCACAAGAAAGCUGACUAAUCAGGACAAAAAUGGGCAGGGCAUGAUCUGGGACUUCUAGCAGUCUUGGCACAUCCAGUGUGGAGAAUGCUUUGAGAAGGAUGACGGAUCGCUGUCAGUCAGGCCGGGAAAAUGCUGCAACUGAAAUAUGGUAUGUGUUACUGCAUUCUGCAAAGCUUUUAAGUGUCUGUUUGAAGCAAAAUGUAAUGCCUCACUGUAUAAAAGUGUAUGAAAGACUCUGAAUAUGAAGAAAACUGCUCUCAAAUUUUAUACGUCUUACAUAAAUGUUGUAUAGUUUGUCUAUUUAAUAAAUACAUUAUUGGGUAUGUGUUUUUAAGAAUUUUUCAAAUUGCAUUUAUUUUACUUUUACAAUUGCGCUGUAAAUGAAGAAUGUCAGAAUAUAUUAAAAGAUAUAACUGGAACAA